AUGAAUACAAGACAAAUACCGGUUCCAAAAAGUGUCUUUAUAAGUGCGGAAACGUUAUUUAGUAAUUUAAAUACAUGUAGUGAAAUAUGUGGUGCAACUGACGAAAUCUUAUCCUGCUUCACAAAAAUAUUGUCUUAUGAGGCAAUUGAAGACUUACAUCGAAAUCUUGACGGUGACAAAAACGGAGAGGUUGACUAUUCUGAAACUGAAAAGUUUUUGAGGAAAGAAUUCAAUUCGGGAGAAGCUGCUAAAAAAUCACGUAUACUAAACAGCGAUGAUCCUCUCAUUAGCCUUACGGAUUUGUGGCAAAUGUGGAGAAAUAAUCCUGCAUUUAACUGGACUGUGAAAGAUACUAUUCAAUGGUUAGUAAACCUUGUAGAUCUUCCUCAGUAUGCUGACUUGUUUCGUCAACAUAAUUUGGAUGGACGUUCAUUACCACGCUUGGCUUUGCAAAAUAUGAGCUACUUAACAGAUGUCCUGGGCAUUCAAAAUCCGAUACACAAGAAGAAAUUGAUGCUCCGUGCUUUGGAUGUCAUCCUGUUUGGGCCUCCAAGACAGCCAGUACUUGUAUCAGGAAAUGUUUCUCUAGUCACUUUAUCAUUAGGAUUGUUAUGCCUUUCAAUUAUGAGCUUCUCUCAUCGAUUCUACCAUACAUCAAGUUAUUCAGAGAGAAAUUCUGUCGGUGAAAAUCAAGAAAAAUUAAAUAUUGCUGAACAGACAUUAAAACAACUUCAAAAAAGGUUAGAUGAUGUAGAGCAAUUACGGCAGACAUUGAAUGCUUCAUCAUCAACACCUCUAUCUCUGGGUUCAAAGAGUAUGAUGAAACAAGAUAAUUUUUCAUCGCUUCAUUUAAAGAGUACGGAGAUGUUUGAUGAAGAUAGUGUUUCUAUGCAUAAACAAUCAUAUGAUCAUUCAUCAUAUACACCAUCUUCAGUUGCAGAAUUUAAUUUGCCAAAUGAUUUAUAUAAUGAUUCUAUACCUUCGAACUCCUUGCAUAAUAGUAAUAGUAUGUACUCAGCCAACGAUCCAUUGAAUUUUGAUCAAAUACGUACUUUACAUCAUCGCAAAAUUCUAAAUUUAAAAGGACGAAAUCCUGGAAAUGAGUUUUAUUCACCGACUACUUUUUCAAUAAAUCCUUAUAAUAAAUAUCAUCCAAAUGAAUCGAAUUAUGAACUUAAACAUUGGUUACAAGUCACUUAUGAAUUGGAACUUAGACGUUACUGUGAAAAGAGAAUGAAAGCUGAAAAGAAACUUGAUUUUGCUCGACAAUCGUGUAAACGUUUUAUACGUAAACGUUAUAGUAUUUUUGGUUCAGUUCGACUAGUAAAUACCAUAAAUUUAGAUGAAUUGGAAAAUCGUUUAAUUAAUGCAAAACAAGCUUUGGAUCAACUUGAAAGUGAAGUUCAAGAGCGUGUAAAUCGUUGGAGUCAUAUUGAAGCCUUAACUGGUCUGCUUAUCCGUACAGAUAUUCAUAAUAGAUAUGCAAAAAGUAAUUUUGGUGAAACAACGAAUCCAAUUCAUUGUUCAAUGGAUAAGUAUCGAUAUUGUAAUGGUAGUACAAAGUCUAGUGAUUCUGAUCGUUUGCCAUCUAUGAUUGAACAAACUUCACUAGAAUCUAGUCGUUUUCCUAAACCUACAAGUAAUGGUUUAUUGAAUGAUUUCGAUUAUACUUCUAAUAAAGAAAAAUCAUAUCAAUUAAACAGUGAAACCACUGAUACCUUAAGGACAAGCUUGCCACGCAAUUAUUCUUUUGUUCGACCGUUCGCUACUAUAUGGAGACGUAAGACAAAAUCUGGCCGAGGUAAAUCAGAUCCUAAACAGUAA
Schistosoma turkestanicum is the source of this 1824-nucleotide messenger RNA. Lineage: Eukaryota; Metazoa; Platyhelminthes; Trematoda; Strigeidida; Schistosomatidae. The record is from the annotation of a GenBank genome assembly.